Messenger RNA from Drepanopeziza brunnea f. sp. 'multigermtubi' MB_m1, 318 nucleotides. Lineage: Eukaryota; Fungi; Ascomycota; Leotiomycetes; Helotiales; Drepanopezizaceae. The record is from RefSeq and is a predicted model, not a curated record.
AUGUUCCAAGAGCAUGAGAUCAUCCACUGCGUCCUUCCAGCAGUUGUGAACUACAACUACGAUCCCACCCAGGCUUGCAUCCGGAGGAGGCAAGUGCGCGUUGAGUUACAGCUCCUCAAAUUUCGCUUCGCCGUCGAUAGUGUCAUACUCUGGAGCGAAGAUGUCGGUCUUGGCGUCCGCAUGGUCCUUGUCUUCUCAAGGCAUGAUGAGCGAUUCUGCGUUUUCCGACGCUCCCCCAGAUACGAGGAUUUCUCCGUUCGGACCCAACAGCCGGCCUUGAAAAUCGCACAACUUGGCAUGGGACCCGGCAUCGAGUAG